Molecule: messenger RNA, 2337 nt
Organism: Mollisia scopiformis
Lineage: Eukaryota; Fungi; Ascomycota; Leotiomycetes; Helotiales; Mollisiaceae
Product: DUF1750-domain-containing protein
Exons: 3
Coding region: 52-2220 (722 amino acids)
Biological process (GO): chromatin remodeling
Source: RefSeq, a predicted model, not a curated record
AUCAACACCAACAAUUGAUUACUUCACAUUGUCCCACGUAUCAUCGGAGCAAUGCAAGAUCCAAGUCAAGGAAUCCAGCGGGACCUUCUCCCUCAUGUUCACCUCCUGUCAACAUAUCGAUUCCCUCUGCUCCCACAAUUGCAUCCCGACAAAGUCGCAGAAUGGCUACUUGGCGCGCCAAAGAUAACACAUGCCAAUCCGUUCUAUUGGACAUAUCUUGACAGGCCUGCCGAUGGUACAAUACUACUUCUCUGGCAGUCUCCCACUCUGGGCAACGAGUACGCGAGCGAUGGAUAUGUUUGGCCUCCUCAGGAAACGGCUUUCCAAGUUGAGGUAUCUGGGGGAUACAUCCUAGAAAUGCACCAGCAUAAAUCUGGAUAUGGACCUAAUGAACCCGUGGCAGCUCAUGCGCGCCGUCGAUACCGCCUCCUCCCCCCUCGAAACUCGAACAAUGCAGGUGCUUCACCUGAUCCUUCUCUAUGGAUUGUUCAUUAUACGCAAGCCGAGCCUCAAGAGCGUAUUCCGUCAAAUGUCAUCCCUAUCGACAUGCGUACUCAGAACAUGAUGCAGACUCGAUCAUACCUUCACUCGCAGGGUCAAAUUAUCCAAAAAGAGUUCGUGCUUCAUGAUCGUGCGAGCUGGCCACAGAUUGCAUUUCCUAGAGGUCCGCCUCGAGGUCCACCCAUGUACGGCGGAAAUGUCCCACCAGCAAGAGUGCCGCAGACGAUGGCAUAUCCUCCAGCACAUGCGGCUGGUCCUCCUGCAAAGCGUGCUCGCACUCAAGCAAAUGCGAACCAAGCAGCAGCGAACAGUGCAGCUGCUGUUCUUGAUGCUGAUGAAGAAGAAGAUACCUCUCGAGGUGAUCUAUUCGACCAUGUUUCACCUCGAGAUAUCAGUAUGAAUCGAUAUAAGCAGAAUCAUGAAUGGAUGGAAGAGGUACUCUCGUCACCAUAUUCUCUCAACCAAAUCAUUCCCGCGGAUCUUGGGCUUGGUUUGCGAGGUGAGCUCAGCAGUCUGACGGAUGGUAUCUUUGAUGCACCACAGGACCCUGAGACAGACGUUGAAAAACACCUUUAUGUUGGUCGGUUGGACCCCGAAAAGGCAGAGGAAUUUCGCAAGAGGGCAAACGAACAAAUUGCACAGACAAAUAAGGAUAUUGAGAAGGCAAAGGCAAAGCAUGCGAAGCGUUUGGCCAAAUUCCAGAAAGGGUCUCUCAUCACCAUUUCUGAGAAAGCUCUACGCACUGCUGUAAAUGACCCAACUGAUACCGGCCCCGAAUAUUGGCGUCUUGAAGGCAGGAUUGACGAAGACGAUGGCGAGGAAGGGAAGACAGUCAGCCGAAUUCCUUCAAAGGUUGAUGACAUUGUUGCUCAAGUUGAAGCUUCAGUUGGCCGUCAUGCAGCAGCUGUCAAAGAACUCAUCCGUAUACAAGAUGGUGGCUACGAAGAAGCGCCUGCAGCUCCAUCCCCACAAGCAGCAGCGGAAUCUACUCCACGUGUCACUCCUCCAGGGUCGAACAAUGGCUCUCAGCAUAGUGGAGUCCUGGUAGGCGAUGUGGAUAUGGACAUGAGCAAUUCCGCAGCUGGUCUCCUUGAUCAAUACCACACUGGUCUGUCCUCGAAUGCGACCCCUGGAAGCAACUUUGCCACACCUCAACCUCAUUUGCAAGCCCACUCAUCAACUAGCACCCCGAAUCUAAACGUGCCCUCUCCGCAGCCAAAUGUUCAGCAACCAGAGAACGAUGUUCCAAUGGGUGAUGCAGCUCCUUCGGAGCAGACUGCUUCUGGAGACGCCUCCGGAACUGGAGAUUGGGUCGUGGUACCUCCUGGUGGUGUCUCCCCAGGACCAACUUCAGCUCAAGAUGAAGCGCCGGCUACGAGCACGCCUCUUCCAAGUGAGAACGUACCGGCACCAGCAACAUCCGCGAUCAGCCAUCCAUCCCCACUUCCGACCACGACUGCUCCAACAUCUUCCGCAAAUACCCCUGGCCUGCCUGACUUUCACACUUCGCCCAAUGAUUUUGCAGAUCUGGGUGAUCUUGAUACUGCAGGUGACGCAUUGGCGAGUUAUGGUGACGAUAUCAGUGGUGAGCAUGAGGAUUUGGGGGAUAUGGGGCUUGAUAUGGAUGUUGGGAUGGAUGAUUCCGCUUUUGGGGAUGCCUUUCAUGGAGUUGAACAGAGAGGACCUGAGGAUGGAGAAGGGUUGGGUGAGGGGCUGUAAGUUGGGGCCUGGAAGUGCAAAAGUAUGACCAUUUGGGUGCGGGGAAUGUUAAGUACUUGUAACAUAGAUGUCUUUUCGUAGUCUUGGAAGUCAGAUGUGAAUGCUAGAUUCUAGCUU